Molecule: messenger RNA, 2371 nt
Organism: Carica papaya (papaya)
Lineage: Eukaryota; Viridiplantae; Streptophyta; Magnoliopsida; Brassicales; Caricaceae
Source: RefSeq, a predicted model, not a curated record
AUGUAUGGAUAUGCUGCCACAUGCCGCAUUUUUCUACCUUUCAAAUUAAACUGAUACUCAAUCUACGCAAUCACCCAUAUAUAAGCCUUUUUCAUUAUUCCGUUUAAGUCUUCUGCUUCUUCUUCCAUAAUCUGCUGCAGCUUCUAACUAUGAGGAAAAAUUUCACUGUUUCGAUCAGGCAUUUUUUCGGUUCAUUGUGCUAGACGGUUCUAUGAGAAUCUUGUCCCAAGCUAUACGAUAUAUGAUGUUGAAUGCCCUGAUCAUUCAUUUCGUAAAUUCACUGAUGAUGGGCAAUACCUUAUUAGUUUCAGCAGAAAUCAGCAGUAUCUAAUUGUUUAUAGACCAACUUGGUUAUCGUUUUCAUGCAAAGAAGAAGAUUGUAUCACUCAUGAUCUUCCCCCUAAGGCAAAGAGGUUCGAGAGCUUCUUCACCCAGUUAUAUUCUGUAUCACUUGCUUCUUGCAAUGAACUUAUAUGUAAAGACUUCUUCCUCUACAUGGAAAGUAACCAAUUUGGUUUAUUUGCUACUUCUACGGCACAAAUUCAUGAUGCACCUGCUACUGGAGGUGCUGUUCAGGGGGUGCCAUUUAUAGAAAAAAUAACCUUUCAUCUCUUAAGGUUGGAAAAUGGGGUAAUAUUGGAUGAGAAGGUUUUCCAUAAUGAUUUUGUCAAUUUGGGCCACAACAUGAGUGUCUUCUUGUAUGAGGAUCUACUGGCAAUUGUGUCACUUCGCUAUCAGAUGAUACACAUCCUCCAAAUUAGGGAUUCAGGUCAUCUUGUUGAUGUACGAGCUAUUGGUACCUUCUGUCGUGAGGAUGACGAACUUUUUCUCAACUCCAAUACUCAGUUUAUGGUGGCGCCAGAGAGAAACAGGGUGCAGCAGUUUCCUGGGAACCGUGGGGAUCAUAUGGAGAAUGGCUUACGUAAUGACCAACCUAAUGCAGACAACUUAUUUCUUAGUGGCAUUAAACAACGACUACUUUCAUUUAUAUUCAGAGAGAUAUGGAAUGAAGAAACAGACCAGACCCUGGUAUCACGAAAUGCUGAUCAUCAUCCAGCAUUUUUUGCUGUAUAUAAUAUGGAGACAACUGAGAUUGUUGCAUUUUAUCAGAAUUCUGCAGAUGAGCUUUACCUCUUAUUUGAGCAGUACUGUGAUCACUUCCAUGCAGCAUCUGGAAAUUCCCUGCAUAUGCAUUUCAUAUCUACUCACUCAAAUAACGUUCAUGCUCUUGAGCAGCUGAGGUGCAUUAAGAACAAAGCUGGCAGCUUUACACAGUUUGUGAAGAAGAUUCUGGCAUCUUUGCCCUUCAGUUGCCAAUCACAGAGUCCAUCUCCUUACUUUGAUCAAUCUCUCUUUCGGUUUGAUGAAAAGGUAACCUGUGGAACACGAUAACAGCUGAAGAUACCAUCUUUGAGUUUCUGGCUAAAUGUCCGAGGAUAGCAGAAAAUAUUGCCUAAUUUUAUGAAAGUUGCCAGAUCUAGUUGAACUCAAAUUCAUCAAGUUUCUAGUUUAGUUAGACUAAAUUUACAUGGUAAAACCUGUGGAGUUUUUGUUAUUAGAGAUUGUUGAAAGGUGGAUCAUUUUUCACUAAGAACUGGGUUAUAAGAUACUGGGACUAACUAUUGAGCUGCUCGCCCUUUGCUGCAUUUUAUGCUGAAAGCUCUCCUUGGGUCUCCCAGGUAGAUCUGAGGGCAGUUAUCAUGUGAGCUAGUUCUACCAAACAAGACAUUUUAAAAUAUUGGUGGAUAUCAUUAAGCUCGGAAACAAGUUUGGGAUCAGUGAACUCCUCUGAGGCCAUCUUAUAGAAACUGAACGUAACUGUGGUACAAAGAAAAAUGUUAUCUUAUUACUUGAUUAACAUUUAUAUUGAUGAAACUAUUUUAUGAUUGAUGGUUCAAUUGAGCAGCAGUCUGGUAGGUUCAGUUUGGAUUUGUUGCAGACACCAUGAUAUCUAUUGAAGUUUGGUUAUUUUCAUGCCCUGCUGUUACAGUUGAUUUCUGCAUUGGACCGGCAUAGACAAUCAGCAGAUCAUCCUAUCAAGUUUAUUUUGAGAAGGCAACCACACACACUUAAAUUUAAGAUCAAGACAGGUAUAGAAUUUCAUUGAGGUAUACUCUAGCUGAAGUCGUUUCAUCUCUUAAUUGCUUAUAAACUUAAGGACAGUCAUUUUAUGGAAACAAAAAAAGGGAAACGCUUGGGGAAGGUCAUUUUUGGAUCGAUUAUUUUCAUUUAUUUCACAUCUAAUUGGUUAAUUUGUAUGAUUGUGAGAGCUUCUAAGUGAAUUGAGAUGGGUGAUUAUACUGUGGUGCAAAGUUGUGAACUGAUUGGCAUUAAUCAAGAUCUCUGGGUUUCCUUUAAAUAUAUAUUUUUU